Molecule: messenger RNA, 771 nt
Organism: Hibiscus syriacus
Lineage: Eukaryota; Viridiplantae; Streptophyta; Magnoliopsida; Malvales; Malvaceae
Product: disease resistance protein RPP2B-like
Exons: 2
Coding region: 62-742 (226 amino acids)
Biological process (GO): defense response
Source: RefSeq, a predicted model, not a curated record
AGUAAACAAGUUAAACGAGAGCGAGUCUCUUCAACUAUUCUUUACAUUUACAUUUAAGCUGAUGAAUCCUGCUGCUGGUUUUCGGGAUCUAUCGUACGAAUUUCUAAAGUACGCCCAAGGCAAUCCACAUGCUCUUAAAGUUUUGGGUUCUCAACUCCAUAAAAAGUCUAGAAAAGAUUGGGAGAGUGAGUUGGAUAUGCAAAAGGAAUAUCCCCAACCAGAAAUCUCCAAGCUUUUGAAGACGAGCUUUCUUGGGCUUGAUGACUUAGAGAAGAAUAUCUUCCUUGAUACUGCAAUAUUCUUUAAUGGGGAACCCAAGGAAGAUGUAGAAGCAAUUCUAAGUAGCUGUUAUAAGGGUGCAAAGCGUGGAAUAGGCAAUUUGAUCGACAAGUGCCUUGUUGAAAUCAUACCUUCACAACGUAUUUCUAUGCGUGACAUGCUUGAAGAGAUGGGCAAGGAUAUCAUUCAUAAAGAACCAAAAAUUCCCGGAAUGCGUAAGACAUUAUGGAGUUCUAAAGAUGUGGUUCAAGUGCUCAAAUAUAAUAAAGGGACCGAAUCAAUUGAAGGAAUAAAGUUAGACAUGUCUCAAAUUGAAAUUGAUAACAUACAUCCUACCUUCUUUGAGAACAUGCUUAACCUUAGAUAUAUCCAAUUCUAUCAUCCUCGGUACUAUUUUACCAAGUCUUGGAAUAAGAAGCUACUUCCAACCGACUUGAUAUUGUGUAUCUACCUGAUGAGAUAAAGUAUUUUUGGUGGGAUUAUUAUCCUUUC